This is a messenger RNA of Solanum lycopersicum (tomato), 654 nucleotides long. It is a transcript of the gene LOG7, whose product is annotated as cytokinin riboside 5'-monophosphate phosphoribohydrolase LOG7. Lineage: Eukaryota; Viridiplantae; Streptophyta; Magnoliopsida; Solanales; Solanaceae. Gene Ontology annotation, molecular function: hydrolase activity, hydrolyzing N-glycosyl compounds. Gene Ontology annotation, cellular component: cytosol. The record is from RefSeq and is marked validated. Gene Ontology annotation, biological process: cytokinin biosynthetic process.
AUGGAGAAAGUUGAAAGUUCAAAAUUUAAUAGAAUUUGUGUGUUUUGUGGUAGCAGUUCUGGGAAAAAAACUAGUUAUCAAGAAGCUGCUAUUGAUUUAGGCAAAGAACUGGUGGAGAGGAGGAUUGAUUUAGUGUAUGGAGGUGGAAGUGUGGGGUUGAUGGGACUUGUUUCUCAGGCUGUUCAUGAUGGCGGUCGCCAUGUUCUAGGAGUGAUUCCAAAGACUCUCAUGCCUAGAGAGUUAACUGGAGAAACUAUUGGAGAAUUGAGAGCAGUGUCUGGUAUGCAUCAAAGGAAAGCUGAAAUGGCCCGUCAAGCUGACGCCUUCAUUGCCCUCCCUGGUGGCUAUGGUACUCUUGAAGAACUUCUCGAAGUCAUCACAUGGGCUCAGCUUGGAAUCCAUCAGAAACCAGUGGGGUUGUUGAACGUUGAAGGUUACUAUAAUUCGUUGUUGUCUUUUAUCGAUAAGGCUGUUGAUGAAGGCUUUAUCUCUCCUAUUGCUCGUCGAAUAAUCGUGUCUGCUCCAACAGCCAAAGAGUUGAUCAGAGAACUUGAGGAACAUGUACCAGAGAAGGAUGAAAUAAUAUCGAAGUUGAUAUGGGAGGAUGAAAUUCAAAGAUACAAUUAUGCACCUGAAUCUACUGUUCCUACAUGA